AUGGCCAAGUACGAGGCCAAAGCGGAAUCGUCGAAAACAAAGAAAUGGCUCCAAAGAGUCUCUGAAACCAUCUGCCAUUACAGCCAAGUACUGGACGUCUUUGUUCAGCACCAUCCCGAGUAUGUUGCUCUAGUCUUGGGAACCAUGAAGCUAGUAUUCAUAAGUGCUGUGAACCACGCAGAAACCCUGGAACUCCUAUCAACAUCCCUCUUUGAAGUUGCGCAGCGUUUUCCACGCGCCAGGGUUCUUUCAAUGCUUUACCCGACUAAGGAGAUCCGUGUUGCCGUCGAGAGGCUCUACGCCGCGAUGCUACAGUUCCUUCUGAUGGCUCACUCGUGGUUUAAUGAGUCCAAGUUCCGCCAUAUAUAUCACAGCUUCACGCGGCCACAUGAGCUUAGGUAUAAGAAACUACUGCAGAGGAUGACGGGUUGCACCAACGAGAUCAACGAGUGGGCGGAUGUAGGGGUUCGCACUGAAAUUCGAGUCAUGCAUGCGGGUUUCAUCGGUCAACUUGAAAAGGCCAUCACCGCUGUACAGAAUUCUACGAGCGAUAAGCCGCAUCGAAUAGACGGCCUAAUCCGCGCAGCAUCAAGUCUGAGAGACGAGGUCAGGCAGCAACACAAGCUGUUGAUGCACAAUGUAGAAGCAUCAAGGAAUGGGACCGGAGCUGGGACUGAUCAACUUAUAGCAAGGGUGGAAGCCCUCCACUCCAUUACCACCAGUGGUCAGCUGAAUAACAACCAGAAGCUGUCGGAGCUGCAACUGUCCCAAGUCCUCAACAGCCUCUCUCAGCAGUUUGAGGACCCUGAUCGAUGUCUCAAACAAAAUUUGUUUUUCCGACAUCGAAGAGCUUCUGGUCGGGGCAAUCCCGUAUCAACCAACGAGUUCUGGUUGUCCCCGAAGCUUGCAAAGUGGUCCUCAGGCAACGGCUCAUCCCUGGCAAUCAUCAAGGGCACCUUCACGUUACGAUCGGCCAUUCAAGUCUUUGGCGUCAACGCGAAUCUCUCAAUGUGGACCGUUCCAACGCUCUGGGCAUUGGCCAGCUCUCAGAAGCCAAGGUCAAGCCCGACGCUGACAACGACGGACUUGGUGAAGUAUCUUACUUACCAGGCGCUGAGGUUCCCUAGGGUUGUUCAGACUGAGAAGCAAAUGUCAUGGCACUAUUCACAGCUUCAAACCGAAAGGACACUGAGAGAAUGGCUUACCCUGUUCAAACGCAUCAUCGGGGGUUUGGGAAGGCAGGUGUACAUGGUUGUUGAUCUAGCCAUGGUGGGCUCCCUCCUCGAGUCUGUGGAAGGCCUCAAUUUCAUCCAAGAGAUUAGCCAGGUUUUGAGCGACGUGUCUGAGCAAGAGAAGGGCGUUAAGGUCAAGAUGGUAAUCCUAGCCUACGAAGCGGAAUGGUUCAGACUCAUAUCAAGGGAGCUUUCGGAUCCAAUUAUCCCAGUAAAGCCAAUGAGGACAGGGAGGCGACAAGGCGAGGAAAUGAGAAAUUCCAUCAAUAGGCAAUUCGUUUCUUCUCGUGGCACAAGACAGGCACGGCGAGUUUAG
This is a messenger RNA of Fusarium keratoplasticum, 1548 nucleotides long. RefSeq lists its product as uncharacterized. The transcript has 3 exons. The record is from RefSeq and is a predicted model, not a curated record. Lineage: Eukaryota; Fungi; Ascomycota; Sordariomycetes; Hypocreales; Nectriaceae. The coding region runs from base 1 to 1548 and encodes 515 amino acids.